AUGGAGCAGAUAAGGCGGAUAAUGAGACCUACUGAUGUGCCAGAUCAAGGUCUGAUGUGUGACUUGUGGUCUGAUCCGGACAAAGAAAUUAUGGGAUGGGGUGAAAAAUACACGGGUGUUUCUUUCACUUUCGGAGCUGAAGUGGGGGUAAAGUCCUUACAUAAGCAUGACUUGGAUCUCAUAUGUCGUGCUCAUCAGGUGAUAGAGGAUGGUUAUGAAUUUUUUGCAAAACGACAGUUGAUAUUGAAGCCUGCUGACAAGAAAAAGUUUCCCUAUGGGGGUUUGAACGCAGGUCGACCUUUAACACCUUCAAGGGGUAAUCAGAAAACCAAAGUAUGA
Physella acuta is the source of this 339-nucleotide messenger RNA. Its product is annotated as serine/threonine-protein phosphatase PP1-alpha catalytic subunit-like. The record is from RefSeq and is a predicted model, not a curated record. Gene Ontology annotation, cellular component: cytoplasm; nucleus. Lineage: Eukaryota; Metazoa; Mollusca; Gastropoda; Physidae. Gene Ontology annotation, molecular function: protein serine/threonine phosphatase activity.